This is a messenger RNA of Neospora caninum, 621 nucleotides long. RefSeq lists its product as hypothetical. The transcript has 4 exons. The record is from RefSeq and is a predicted model, not a curated record. The coding region runs from base 1 to 621 and encodes 206 amino acids. NCBI's taxonomy places the organism in Eukaryota, Apicomplexa, Conoidasida, Eucoccidiorida, Sarcocystidae.
AUGACUCUGCCAAAGAUCCCUCCAGCGCGCGUUGCAGAGCUUGUCUCUGGUGGAGGCGGCUUGCCGAUCCUAUCGGAAAAAAUAGUCUAUCGAGGAUGGCGAAAUGUGAUAAAACGCACAGUGCAGUUCCCGAACGGCCAGCCUGUUGUUUUCGACGUCACCGACGCGCCGCCCGCCGUCCUCGUCCUUCCCUGGUGUUCUCGAACAAAGACAGUUACGCUUCUCAAGGAGUAUUGUCCCGGCGUGAACGAGAAAGGCAUGUACACCCUCGUGGCUGGGCUGUACGAGGAGAAGCACACCAGCGUCGAAGACUGCGUCAGAUGCGAGACGGAAGAAGAGGCUCAUCUGCGCGGCGGCGAGCUCAUCCCGUUGAUGGACUCCGAAGAUCUUUCGCUUCCCGGUGCAAAAUACACGGGUCAGAAGUUCUUGCCGUACAUCGUGAAGGAUGCCGAGCGCGUCUCCGAUCCUCGGCCGAUGGACGACGACGAACUUAUUCUCCCAGUGCACGGCAUCACGCCCGGAGAAGCGAUCUGGCUAGCGAUGCACGGGCGGAUGACCAGCACAGGAUGCAUGAUGCUGUUCAUGUCGUUACACAAGCUGAGGGAGCUUAAGGAGAUCUGA